AUGGUGCAUGUCAACUUCGGUCCUUUGGUGAUGUUUUGGUGUGCUACGACUCUGGCUUACACACCAUACGGUAUUAUCAGCACAUCUAUAGGGCUGAUAUCACCCGUUUCGAACGGCCUAACACAUUUGGGUAUAUGGGAUAGAUGCUCGUUCAACUCUUCACGAACCGCUGUACGACGUCGCGCAAGUGCGCUUUUUGCCUCCUCGUACAACAAACGGGAUGCAAUCGUCCUUGAGGAACAGGAACGGGGCGCUUCUCAGGUUCUACGGCACAGCGAAAUUGAGAGAAACGGAAGAGAGGCAAAGCAAUUCGCUCGUCGAGGCCAGGGCAAGCGAGAAGGAUGGAUGGUUUGGACGCUACGGCCCGUGGGUGUGUGUGUUGGUGCUAUAGGUUAG
Molecule: messenger RNA, 396 nt
Organism: Fusarium venenatum
Lineage: Eukaryota; Fungi; Ascomycota; Sordariomycetes; Hypocreales; Nectriaceae
Source: RefSeq, a predicted model, not a curated record